CUUAGCCCACACUGACAACAUGCUGGUGACUCUCUGUGCUCUCAUCACUGCUCUAACAUGUGUGAGUGGUGUGACGGUACUGACACAGAAACCUGUUUUAUCAGUGAGGAAAGGAGAGACAGCCACCAUGGACUGUAACCUGGGGACUGUUACUAGCUAUGCUGCUGCCUGGCAUAAACAGAUUCCAGGAGGAAGUCCUCAGCAUGUGCUGAGGAUGUAUCAUAGUUGGAGUUCACCAUACUAUGGCUCUGGAUUCUCCUCUCCAAAAUUCACAUCCACUCAUCAGUCAACAUCAGAUUAUCGUUUGAUCAUCAAGAAUGUGGAGGAGGGAGACUCUGCAGUCUAUUACUGUCAGACAUGGGACGGCUCUGCUACCAGUGGGGUAUUCGGACAAGGCACCAAGCUGAUUGUGACAAGCUCCAGCCUCCCUCCUCCUGUCCUGACAGUCUUCCCUCCGUCCAGUGCUGAGCUCCGGUCCGACACAGCUUCUCUGGUCUGUCUGUCCAGUCAGUCUGUGCCUUUUGCAGAUGUGAGCUGGUUGGCUGCUGGGAGUCCAGUGAGCAGUGGGAUCUCUACUAGCACUGCUGUUCAGAGACCAGACCAGACUUACCAGAUCAGCAGCUCUCUGACCAUCCAGACAUCAGACUGGAACAUGGAUAAGGUUUAUACAUGUAAAGUGUCUUUGGGCUCACAGACUUCAGAGAAAAACAUCAAGAAGUCAGAAUGUCCCACUGAAUAGUCGAGGACCAGAAUGUGCAUUUAAAAUCUGCUUCUUUACCGCUUGUGCUGUUUGCUCAUUACAGUCUUUAUGUGUUAGAAAUCAGAAUAAAGCAAAAGGUUUAAAUCAUGUAUUCAUUUGCUGGUUUUUGACAAGUAUUUUCAGGAAUUUGUGUUUUGCAUUAAAUUAAUAAAAGCAUUGAUUUAAAAAAUGUGUUUUCUUGUGAGUAAAUGGGAAAAUGUGUCACUGUAUUAUAAAUAACAUAAGUUUAAGGUUAUUAAAAUGAACUGUUAAAUUUUGGAGAGGGGCACACCGAGGAAAAAAAACACUCAUAAGCACACCACUUUUUAAAAUAUCUUCUUCCCAUAGUUAAAACAUAAAUAUUUUCUGACAUACAUGCUAUGUAAUAUUUGAACACUAGAGAGCAUCAUUUAAUAAUUCUUCCUGAGUAACAGAGAGGGCAAGUGUCACUGGUUUAAAAUGUUGCAAAUGAAUCUUCACACUCAGUGAAGCAUAACCUGUCUGCUCUUCUGUUUUUUCAUGUCCAUGAUGCACCUGCAGGUCUUAUAACCUCAUGUAAAUGAAGUAUCAGCUCUCUGUAAAAUAAAAUGGAACUGCUG
Messenger RNA from Haplochromis burtoni (Burton's mouthbrooder), 1338 nucleotides. RefSeq names its product immunoglobulin lambda-1 light chain-like. NCBI's taxonomy places the organism in Eukaryota, Metazoa, Chordata, Actinopteri, Cichliformes, Cichlidae. The transcript has 4 exons. Bases 20 to 739 code for a protein of 239 amino acids. The record is from RefSeq and is a predicted model, not a curated record.